Messenger RNA from Astrephomene gubernaculifera, 1488 nucleotides. The record is from the annotation of a GenBank genome assembly. NCBI's taxonomy places the organism in Eukaryota, Viridiplantae, Chlorophyta, Chlorophyceae, Chlamydomonadales, Astrephomenaceae.
GGCACCCCUCGUUGCUGUUUGAACAUACCUCCAGAAUCAAGGACGCGCUGCAGGGCUUCCUGCUGCUGCCCGCCCCGGUGGCUCUAGGACUGCUGCUGGCGCUGUGGCCGCUGGCAGCAGCGGGGCGGCGGGACCUGGGGGACUACUUGGUGAUGCUGCUGCGGAAGGUCAUGUUUGCGAGGGAGGCGGGCAGCAGGCUGGUUGCGGUGCGCGGCUUCCUGUUCAUCCUGUUGCAGCAGCUGCGGGCGGCGGCGAGCAGUGCGGGAGUGGAGGACGAUGAGCGGGCAGCCGCGGCGGCAGCAGCAGCAGCAGCAGCGGCGGCGGCGGCUGGCCCCAGCUUCAGCCAAGCCUCAUGCAGCCAGUCCUCUCUGAGUCAGAUGCAGGCGCUGACCAGCGGAGCGGGAGUCAGUCUGCAACACGAGCUGCAAGGUUUCCUCCGCCGGGCACUGGGGCAGCAAGCGGCCGUACGGUCGGCGCUGUACGAGGGCCUUUCAGCCAUCUUGCUUGCGGAUCCAGGCUCCCGUGAUGUGGUUUUGGAGCUGGUCGCUCCGCAGUUCUACCGCUACGUGACGGAGGGAGCCGCCCUGCCGCCGCUGCACUGCAGGCUCCUGGUGAGUGGCGGCGGUGGUGGUGGUGGCGGGUACGGCAGUGGCAGCGGUGGUGGCUCCGAAACCGUAACCCUGUUGGAGCCGCUUCCUGCCCUGCUGGCGUGUGUACGGCGGGUGGCCGGGCUGUGUCGUGAGGCCAUGGUGGCGGCAGCGGUGGCGGCGGGCGAGGAGGAGGCGGCGGCAGCGGCGGGGAUGCCUGGGGUGUUGCUGGAAGAGGAUGAGGCGGAGGCAGGAGGAGGAGCAGGAGGGGGAGAUGUGUUGAUGGUGGAGGAGGAGGAGGAGGAGGAGUAUGGCGGAGGGAGGCAGCGGCAGGACCAGGGCGCGGAUUUGGCGGUUAAGGACCUGGUCCGCACUUGGGACGGCCUAGCUCGGCGGCUGCUCCGUUGCGAGGCCGAGCACUUCGACAUGAACUGCGCAGCGGACCUCAACCCCGCAGUCGCCAGCGGAGCAGCCAGGCAGCUGCAGGCUGCAUGCUUGCUGGGAGCCAUUGAGGUGGCGAUGGAAGAGCUGGUGGACAUAGCUACCGGUCCUGGCGGCUCCGAAACCGCGGCUCGCAGCGGCGAGCGGCUGGCCCGCGCCUUCGAGCUGCACUGCCGCCUGCACGACUUGGCGCGGGAGGCCAAGGCUCCAGCAGGAGGAUCCAAGGCCAAGCCAGCAGCUACCGAGGCUGCAGCCGGCAGCGCCGCCGAUGGCUCCGGCGGCACUGCUGCUGGUGCUGGUGCUGCUGCCGGCACCACCGCCGCUGCAGCAGCCGGCGGCGGCGGCAGCGCCAAGCGCCCUCGCGAGCUGUGCCCCGACCUCAUUCCCGCGGACUCCCGGCCCCCCGCUCUGUCCGCUGCCUGCCUAGCCAAGCUGUGCAGCGGCGUGCUGCGAGACGGAC